This is a messenger RNA of Haliotis rubra (blacklip abalone), 641 nucleotides long. RefSeq lists its product as uncharacterized. The coding region runs from base 300 to 602 and encodes 100 amino acids. NCBI's taxonomy places the organism in Eukaryota, Metazoa, Mollusca, Gastropoda, Lepetellida, Haliotidae. The record is from RefSeq and is a predicted model, not a curated record. The transcript has 4 exons.
GGGUAGACGACGUCAUCAUCUUGGAUGAGGGGACCGACUUCUCGGUAGAAUUCUCUAUCACCAGGAAGGUCAACGGCAUAAGGUAUAACCUGACAGAUCGCCCUGUACGGUUCACUCAGGUAUCCAUCAGUAACGACCAGGUUUUUGUGGAGAUCACGGACGUCAAUGAAGAUGUUCCCGACUUUCUUUCAACAGGCUCUAUUCAGUGUGCAAAUAAAGAUGGCGGUGUUGUUGUCAACAAGUUGUCCACACCAGGGGGAGAGGUGACCACCCAGGAGGACCUCAUCAACCACCUCCGCAUGGGCUACGACUUGACCUACGUGCUUCAGUGGGAUAAGUGCUCCCCGGGUAACACUACGACCAACAAGUGGUGGUCAGGGAGAAUAUCGGGUUAUCGGUUUGGCCACAACGGUGGCGUCAGCUUCACCCAAAUUGUAGACAGUGCCCAAAAGGAAUUCUUCAUUGAAGUCAGUGUCAUGAAGUCCAGUGUCAAGGUCCAGAUGUUCAACAUUGAAAGGUUACAAAGACAGCAGGGGUCGACGGAAACAAGGAUGUGUGCAUUAGGCCAGAGCUAUCGUGUCUUUACACACCAAGACGCAUAGUGCCCUUCAAACGAUCAAUAAAUCCUGCCUGUAUUUAGU